Oncorhynchus kisutch (coho salmon) is the source of this 2259-nucleotide messenger RNA. Its product is annotated as zinc-binding protein A33. The transcript has 6 exons. Bases 693 to 1724 code for a protein of 343 amino acids. The record is from RefSeq and is a predicted model, not a curated record. Gene Ontology annotation, molecular function: zinc ion binding; protein binding. NCBI's taxonomy places the organism in Eukaryota, Metazoa, Chordata, Actinopteri, Salmoniformes, Salmonidae.
CGAGCUUCCUCACCUGUCUCACCUUACCUGUUCAAACAAACGGCUCCGUUUGAAACUCUACCCCAACCGAAUUCACCGAAUUCCACCAGGAAACCAACCGCAAAUGAUAGAAAAGAAAAGGUGGUCUAAACAAGGUAUUUGUUAGGCCUUUCUCCAAGCCAAUUUAGAAACAUGGAGCCGACGUAUCGCGGUCUAGGUCGCUGUUCCUGCGCCUUUUGGUUGGCAGUGUCCUUCGACAUAUUCGGGCUGCUUGUUCUUUUGAUCGGUGUUUUUGCGGACAUAUUCUUCUAUGACUUUUUAAUCUACGCCGGGGCCAUCAUCAUCUUCCUCAGCCUCGUCUGGUGGGUGUUCUGGUACACGGGCAACAUCGAGGUCCCCCCGGAGGAGCUGGAGGAUGACGUCGGGCUCUUGAAGAAGGAUCGGGGCAUCGCAGGUGCGGUGAGGCGGUUAUCCAGCCGUCUCUCCAACAGUGUCAGGAACUCUCUGCGGCGGAAUGGAGGCCCCCCCCGCGGGGUCGCGAGAAGGGCAGGGACUGGGCUGUCUACGUCGCACAUGAGGGAUGCCCAACAGCAACCGAAGCCCCCGCCUGUCGUAUUGACGAUGGGGCCGCUUGAUGAGGACAUGCACACGGUGUCUGCAUCCGUGGACACAGACAUACCUGUCCCGCACACAGCUACAGAGACCUCGGCCAUAUGAUGCGCAAUGCGCACAAGGAGGAACUCAAGACUGCAUUGACCCCAUUGAAGGAGAAGCUGCAGCUGUUCAAGAAGGCUAUGGUCGUCUGUGAUCAAACGGCAGAGCACAUCAAGAACCAGGUUGAGCAUACUGAAAGGCAGAUAAAGGAUGAGUUUGAAACCCUUCGCCAGUUCCUGAGAGAUGAGGAGGCAGCCAGAUUGAAUGCUCUGAAGGCAGAGGAGGAUCAGAAGAGUCUGCUUCUAAAGGAGAAGAUUGAGGAGAUGUCCAACGAACUGACGUCCCUCUCAAACACCAUCAGAACCGUAGAGCAAGAGAUGAGGUCUCAGGACAUCCCAUUCUUACAGAACUACAAGGAUAUCAUCAAGAGAACCUGGCAUAUGCCGCUGGAUCCAAAGAUGAUUCCUGGAACUCUGAUUGAUGUGGCAAAGCACCUGGGUUCUGUAAAGUUCAACAUCUGGGACAAGAUGAAGAGCAUCAUUCAAUAUACUCCUGUGACUCUGGACCCCAACACAGCCGCUAGCUGCUUCAUCCUGUCUGAGGAUCUGACUGUGGUCCAGUGCUGCUCCCAGGUCUUCAAGCUCCCAAACAACCCCGAGAGGUUUGACAUCAGUGCUGAGUUACUGGGCUCCGAGGGGUUCUGCUCUGGCCGCCACAGCUGGGAGGUAGAGGUAAAGGCUAACACAUACUGGGUGGUAGGCGUGGCCAGCGAGUCCAUCAACAGGAAGGGCAAGCACGUGCUGACGCCAGCCGAGGGCUUCUGGACUAUACGAUUCCGCAAUGGCGAGCACAAGGCGUGCACGGCACCGUGGGCGCCCUUGACCAUGAUGAGGAAGGAGCCACAGGUCAUCAGGGUGGUGUUGGACAUGGACAGGGGCAAGGUGACCUUCUUUGACCCCCGGGAGAGGACGCCCCUCUAUACGUUUACAGACCUCAUCUCACCCCGGGUGUUUCCUUACUUCUGCACUGCCUGUAAGGAACACCCACUGAGACUGCUGCCCGUCAGGCUGUCUGCUGCUGUGGUGCUCUAGAGGGCUCCAUGGGGGCUCAUUACUAACAAGCAGUGGAGGCUCAAUUACUUACAGAUCCAGUUGAGUUUACUACCUAGUCCAAGAUGAUGAAGGCUGAUCACUUGGGACAGUCUGGAAUAAAGCAUGUAAUGGUCUUAUGUUUGUGAGUAUUAUGUGUCUACAGAUGAUAUACACUGAGUAUACCAAACAUUAGGAACAACUUCCUAAUAUUGAGUUGCACCCCUUUUGUCCUCAGAACAGCCUCAAUUCGUCAGGGCAUGGACUCUACAGGGUGUCGAACGCAUUCCACACGGAUGCUGGCUCAUGUUGACUCCAAUGCUUCCCACAGCUCUGUCAGGUUGGCUGGAUAUCCUUUGGGUGAUGGAUCAUUCUUGAUAUACACAGGAAACUGUUUAGCGUGAAACACCCAGCAGCAGUUCUAAACACUCAAACCGGUGCCACUGGCACCUAAAACCAUACCCCAUUUAUAUUGCCCAUUCACUCUCUGAAUAGCACAUAUACACAAUUGUCUCAAAACAUAAAAGUCUUUCUUAAA